Molecule: messenger RNA, 6636 nt
Organism: Chara braunii
Lineage: Eukaryota; Viridiplantae; Streptophyta; Charophyceae; Charales; Characeae
Source: the annotation of a GenBank genome assembly
CUGGGAUAGAUUGAAUAGUCCUGAAGAGAAGAAACGCCGUUUGUCCAGGUGUUAAACACACGCAGCAUGGUUUCAUAGAUAGAGUAGGAUGUGGUUGUGUUUCCUUGCUGUAGCCGAGUGGAGGUGGUGGCGGCUACGGUAGCAAAGUCGGGACUGACAGAGAGAGAGAGAGGGGAGGGGUUGUUAUUCGUCUCUCUUGCACCCCCCGUGGGUCACACGCUGAGCUUCUCUCACGGAUCUCUGCUGAAGCCGUUUCCCUUAUUUGCAGAAAUGACGGGCGUUGGGGGCCGAGGAGGUGGACAAAAGGGAGGAAAGAACAGGAGCGCUGCGCUUCUUGCCUGCGCCGGCCAAUCUUCAAGUUCCACACGCUCUGCUGAUCAAACGGGACCGAUGAGGGUAACCAGAGCGGCGUGUAAGCGACAUGCAUUGGAGGAGGCGAAAACUGGAGUUGCGGGUCAGGGUGGGACACGGAAGCGCGCCGCCUUGGCCGGACUGAGCACGAAUGUGCCGCUGACACGUGGACCAGCUUCAUCUGCUUCCACUAAGCUAAAGGGCCUUCCUUGUCAGCAGCAGCAGGCCCGUGUUGUAGAUGAGAAGUUCAAGAGUCAGUCGGUUGUGAAGGGCGAAACAACGGAGGAGGCGCUCUUGCCGACUUGCCCUGCGACGAAUGUGUUUGGCGUAUCUACUGCUGCUGCUGCUGCUCCGACAUUAGUGGUUCCUUCGUCUACAGGGCAGCAGUGUGUGCAGCACGAGACAUUCAUCCGAGCCGUCCUUGACGGUAGUGAAUUGAGAGGCUCUCAAGAACAACAGAGCUCCGCGGAAGCAGAAGAGCGAGGCUACGCCGACGGAGGAGAGGGAGCUGAAACUUGCGAAGUGAGUCGCGGCCGUGUUCUAGUGCAGGGCGAUGCUGCCGAAAUCGCGGAGUUGGAAAAGUGUACGCAGGAGAGCUUGUUCAUAUCCAACGGGCCAGAACCCAUGAUCACUGCCGGCGACGGUGACACAGGCAUCGAGGAUGGAAGUAGGAGUGAAGGCAGAGAAGAGGCAAGAACGGAGGAGAGCACGCAGAGCAGAGAACGAAGGAAAAGCGUCAAGCGGAAGGCAAAGGAAGCAGGAGUUGAUGACGAGGAGCAUGAAUAUCGGGAGAGAGUGGGCUGGGUAGAGCAGAAGUACAGUGAUAUUGAUGCAUCAGUCGCCAAUGAUCCUCAGAUGUGUGCUACGUACGUCAAUGAUAUCUACCACUUCCUUCGAGUAGCUGAGUCCAAACGGUGGGUGAGAGCCGACUUUAUGGAAACUCUGCAGCAAGACAUCAAUCCGAACAUGAGGGGGAUUCUCAUUGAUUGGCUGGUGGAGGUUGCUGAGGAGUACAAGCUCAUGUCAGAUACCCUCUAUCUGACAAUAUCAUACGUUGAUCGGUAUCUGACAUCCAACAUUGUACCACGGAGCCGAUUGCAGUUGCUUGGAGUUGCCUGUAUGCUGAUAGCUGCGAAGUAUGAGGAGAUAUACGCGCCGCAGGUUGAGGAGUUUUGCUACAUAACGGACAACACAUAUAGAAGGGAAGAGGUUCUGGAGAUGGAGAGAUCUGUCCUGAAGAACUUGCGUUUCGAAUUGACAACGCCAACCAUCAAGAGCUUUCUUCGGCGUUUUCUGAGAUCGGCCCAAGCAAAUACGAAGAUGGAAUUCCUGGGGAACUACCUGGCAGAGCUGACUCUUCUCGAUUAUAGUUUCUUGAGAUAUCUUCCAUCGAUGGUCGCAGCAUCAGCAGUCCUAAUGGCCAAGUUCACACUGGAACCUAAUCAGCGUCCCUGGGAUCAAACUCUGGCACACUACACCCACUACCAUGCUUCAGAGCUCAAGGAAUGUGUCAUGGCUAUACAUCACUGCCAGCUGAACACAAGAGGCUGCACAUUGCCAGCUAUCCGGGAAAAGUACAGCCAUCACAAGUUCAAGUGUGUUGCAACGCUGAUGCCGCCGCUUACGCUUCCAAACAGCAUCUUUGACAAUGUGUCGGAUUCUACACCGUUGUCGAAUUCGUCGAACUCCAUCUCGUGAUUGAGGAAGGCAUGCAUAGGUUUCAAACACGACUGACCCUGCAGCCUAUUUUCUGAAAUGAAUCCAUGGCUGGAAGUCCGCUCCCUCUUCUCUCCCUAUCCUGCAAGGGAUUGUGCAAAGGAUUGUACUGGGCAAGGGCUACACUGACUAACUGAUAUGAAGACACUGAUAUGUACAUUCCGAAAGACACACUGGCAAUCAUUCAUUAUGGUUGAAGAAAGUAUCCAGUCUCCUUAGUGUGGGGCUGUUGAAUAGCUCUCAUGUCAAUAGGGCUAUGGUGCCAAACUAUACUCGCGGAUGUGCUUCUAGUGCUCAAGCGCUUGGGCUGAAAUGGGUGGUCUGCAUCGCUCGGCGUGGUGCUGCACAGAUAGACUUUCUUUGCAGACAGGUGUAGCUGACAGCACCCCCUGAUGCUCUCACUUUGUGCGGUUGCCACAAAGCACAUCUGUCGGUUCAACUGGGAGCAGAUUGGUAGGGCUUUUUGACCAGAGCUUUCACAGCUGCUGGGGCAUGUUGACUGUUCAUAGGCCUUAGGGGUUGUUCAUUACACACAGGUGCUGUAUACAGUUAAGCGUCUUAUCUUGUCCUGACUCAUCCUCAAAACCUAUUGAAGAUUAUCGGGACACCUGGCAGAUCUCUUGCCACCGGCGGUUUGCUCUAGCAUGCCAACCUGUCGAUUGUCCUUGCUGCUCCUGCUAUAACCCCCUUCUAGUGUACCUGUCUCUUAUACACAUCUAGAUGUGUAUAAGAGACAGGUGUGUGUGUGUGUGUGUGUGUGUGUGUAUGUGUGUGGCUGCUAACAUGUAAACGAGUCCUCUGUGUGUGUGUGUGUGUGUGUGUGAGUGGCUGCGAACAUGUAAACGAGUCCCUGUGGCCAACAUCUCCUGCCUCAGUCCUUUCUUCCGAUUUGUAUCUCCUUUGGAGGUUUUUCCUCCCUUGGUCGUGAAUUACUGGCAUCCGAGGUCUUUGGCUGAGUUUGUGCCACGGACCAAUGAGAACGAGCAUAGCAUUGCUCUUUUAGUUUAUAGGUUCUUUGAGGAAUUUGAGUUGGAGUCACUGAGGCACAGCGAGUAUAUACAGACUACAAAAGAAUGGGGCCAGGAGGAGGCAACAAGAAGAGGGAUGGAAAAGGGAGUGUUUGAGGCACAUGGGCCAGCAGCUUGCCGUAUGUGGCAUACAAUGUAUUUUGUGACUCAGAAGAAAGAAGUAAAGGAGACUACCGGUCAUGGAUUCAGAGACGUCGGAUGGUGCCGAGAAGACUUCUGGUCAGCUGCAUGGAUCUCUAAGGGCGGCAGUGCGAGUUGAACUGACGGAUCUGCUACAUGCCGGCUAGAGCUGACCACUUGUUUGGUUUAUCUGAUCCCUCGCAUGUUACAGAGAGCCUUCUGCAUGGAGGGUCGUCUGAUAGGCCAAGCCUAUCAAAGAUUUGAUUUGAUACAAAUACAGGCUGCGUUGUAAUGUCUUCAAGUAAUUUGCAGUCUGCUGCUUGCAAGAUUUGCCGUGGAGGCCAAAUGGCAGAGAGGUAUGAACUGCUGCUGAUGUUGCGUCAUUGUGAGAAGAUGCAUACAAUUCAGCAACGGACAGUUUCCAUGUUGAACAAUGCUUCGGGGGGGCCAGGAGGGGAAGGCGAGGAGGCCAGGGGGGGGGGGGGGGGGGGGGAGGGGGGGAGAGAGAGAGAGAGAGAGAGAGAGAGAGAGAAGUUUGAGACUGCGCGUGUAGACUGGGUGAAAGGCAGCGCAUUUAGACUGGGUGGAAGGCGGCGCAUUUAGAGUGGUGAAAUGUGCAACGAAUCGGAUAUCCAGGUUGUCAGUUCCUGGUGUUGUGAAAUCACGUAUUCGUCCUGUGCUUUGUGAGCCUCCAAGAGUUUGGCCUCUUCUGUGAGUCCCCAGCUUUUUCUGCUUGACAUUGGGCAGCAGAACUCUGGGCGACCGGACAUUGGACAACGUCAUACGCAUGAUGGAGUGACCGGACUGGGCGAAGGUCGACCCUGUGCUGCGGUAUUAUGUGCCCGUGUUUGUCCGGCUUAAGGUCACCCUCGAGUAUUCCAGAUUCUUCACGCCGAUGACUUUUUGUGCUGGAAACUCACAUCACUUCUUUGUCUUCAAGCAGUUGAUGCGAGAAGGGGGUUGCUCUGUCAGUCGGGCGACGAAAGGGGAAAUGCCGGAGUGCGGGGCAGACCAGAACAAUUAUACUCUAGCUCUCGGUUGUUCUCCUUCAUUGAUUGCCCCAAACGAAGCGAUUACAUUUGCAAUGGACUAGUUUUCGGAGACGGUGAAACGGAUACGUGACAGAUAGCGCACAGAGGCGGGGGGGACAUCAGCAUUGGAGUGUCGGUGUGACCAACGAUUUCAGGUCAUCAAUGGUCAKUUAUCAAGUGGACGAGGCGUGGACGCCACCGAUGAGGACAGUCUUGAAAAUGAAGGUGGUGAGAAGGGACAUCAGCAUUGGAGUGUCGGUGUGACCAACGAUGUCAGGUCAUCAAUGGUCACUUAUCAAUUGGACGAGGCGUGGACGCCACCGAUGAGGAUACUCUCUUGAAAAUGAAGGUGGUGAGCAGGGACAUCAGCAUUGGAGUGUCAGUGUGACCAACGAUUUCAGGUCAUCAAUGGUCACUAAUCAAGUGGACGAGGCGUGGACACCACCAAUGAGGACAACUGUCUUGGAAAUGAGGGUGGUGAGACUGUCCUGUGCUCCACUUGUGAACGCUUGUCGCUUUUUUCGUCCUUUCCUGAUUCAAUAAUGGUUCCGAACCAGUUCGAUAAUCGUCAUCCCCUCCAGCGUAGGUGUCCCUACUAUAUACAUCCAUCGGUUGCUCCGAGUAGGCAAAACUCGUAGACUGUCCUUUCUUUGUAUGGUUGGGUAAUUUGGGGCGCUUUUCUGGGCUGUCAGGGAAGACCUGCUGCAAUGUUAUGCCCGGAAGUGGAUGCUGAUUUUCGCUGUUGUCGUGAUGGGUUGCUCGAUCUGGCUGCAAUGUUUUGGGGAUGCUGAGGGGCAAGGACUGCAGCAAUAAACUUGUCGGUAUACUCCUUCCCUGCAACUCUUCCCCCAAUUUGUAGGCUUGAUUUUCAGCAUUGAGCAUGGCCCCACCGCCCUCUUAUUCGGCGACGGGUAAGGUAGCGGCCACCUGAACACACUUUUAUGAAGUUUUAUCAUCCUUUUUCAACGUUUGGUGUGAAGAAAAAACACUGCAUACGUACACGUCUCACGGCUUUAGUGUGUGUCUAAAGUAGACAACGGUUGAGAGCGUAUCAGACAUGACAGGCACAUAGUCUUAGAAACGGGAUCAUGUUGCCACAGCUGAGGGGCAAAUGGUCAUAAAGAGGGGGGUGUAGCGGGGACCAACUUCAUUCCUUUGCUGAGCAGUCGAUCCUGGUCUCCCUAAUGCCUGGCAAAUGGUCAUAAAGACGGGGGUGUAGCGGGGACCGCCAGGCUCCCUUACUUUGUAUCUCGUCUGACAAACUCUCGGGAAUUGUGCUCGGCCCGUUUCUUUCUUGCCUUGGCUGCGCGGAACAUCUGGUUUUUGUUCAUGAACGGGAGGGUGCAAGCACGGCUGGCAUGUGGGGAGAACUCUCAGCCAAUAGUGAGUGUUGAGUGCGAGGGUGGGCUGAUAGAGGCAGGUCGUCUUACGCAGAGUGAUGUACCAUUGCUUGUUCUUCUGACCACGGCGAAUUUGCACUUGGAUGUGCACUUGGAUCAGGUGCGGAAUUCUCAUAUAGGUCUCGUGAAUGCACUUGGAUGCCUCAAGCUUCGUUGAGGAGGUUUCGGACUUCCUGUCUCCCUUUGGAGAAUCGAGCUAUAUCACUAAAUUGCGUGUAAGUUAAUUAAAUGAGGACUGCCUGUCUCCAAUAGCUGUGCGUUUUGACGAGUGAGGUUUCGCCUGUGUUUGCAGUGAGAUGUUGGGUUCCGCCUUCAUUGCUACUGGUGCAUAUGCUCCAGUGCUUAGGGUCCGAGUCCCCUCGAAUGGUUUAUUAUUGCAUGGGUCUUUUUAGCAUUGGCUACGCGCUGACGACCGGGAUCUGGGAGCGACAUCCGUCCACACUCAGGUGUGCGCACGUCUCAGAAGUUUUUCAGUAAGCAACUGCCGUUUCCACCUCCCUUCUCCAGUUGCGCUCUUUUAUACUGAACCCCUUGCGCCCUUGCUUGGGCUUUUUUGAAAUAUUCUCUACGAGUGGCACAUAUGCUCUGUUAUGUUAACUAUUUCUCAGGGAUUAUCUUUGAGAUAAUGCCUUUCUUAUUGUGUUCGCAUCUCUGUGUGAUGACUUUUUGGGCGUGAUCCGCAAUUAAUUCUUUUCGUUUUGAUAUAUUUGACAACCCAUAAAACCAUACAGGUUGUUGGAAGAUAACCAUCAGCUAACCAGAUGCCUACCUGCCUGCCCGCCUGCCUGUCUGCCUGCCUGCCUGCCUGCCUGCAGUUGAUCUCGAGCCCUUUCCCACUGGCCAAUGAGUUAGCAGAGGGACAGAAACACCUCUGUGAUUCCUUUCAUAUGGGACGGAACGGACCCAUCUCAUACAUGGUGGUGGGGCUUAAAUUGCCGCUUAAUACACCACCAUGGGGGUAAGAGACAUUAACUUGUGGGUAACAACAUC